CUCUGGCUUCCUUGUUGGGUGAGUCGUCCAGGACCUUUGAGAAUGCACACAGAGCAUGCAUGUACCACAGCAACCUUGUGAUUGGGAGAGAAGCCCAUUUGGAAUUGAGAUCUGUACCCCAUCUCCUCAACUCACCCUGGGACAUUUACACUUUCAAGGUGACAUCAGAAGCAUGGCUGGCCACAAUAUCUCCAAGAAUUCCUCUUGCAAUCCUAUACUGACACCGCAUUUAAUCAGGCUCUAUUUGGUAGUGCUCAUUGGAGGAGUGCUGGGCGUCAUCUCCAUUCUGUUCUUUCUGGUGAAGAUGAACACGCGGUCUGUGACAACCACUGCUGUGGUGAACCUGGUGGUGGUCCACAGUGUUUUCCUGCUGACCGUGCCUUUUCGCUUGAGCUACCUCAUCAAGGAGACUUGGACUUUUGGGUUGCCUGUCUGCAAAUUUGUGAGUGCCAUGCUGCACAUCCACAUGUACCUCACAUUCCUGUUUUAUGUGGUGAUCCUGGUCAUCAGGUAUCUCAUUUUCUUCAAGCGCAGAGACAAAGUGGAAUUCUACCGGAAGUUGCAUGCUGUGGCUGCCAGCGCUGGCAUGUGGCUCUUGGUGAUAGUUAUCGUGGUGCCCUUGAUUGUCUCUCAGUAUGGAAGCCUCAAGGAUUACAAUGAACAGCACUGUUUUAGAUUCCAGAAAGAACUUGCUCGUACAUAUGUGAAGGUUUUAAACUAUAUAAUAGUCGCCAUUGUCAUAGCCAUUGCACUAAUUCUCUUGGUCUUCCAGGUCUUGAUCAUUAUUUUGAUGGCGAGGAAGCUACGUCAUUCCUUACUAUCCCAUCAGGAAUUCUGGGCUCAGCUGAAGAAUCUAUUUUUUAUAGGCAUCAUCCUCAUUUGUUUUCUUCCCUAUCAGUUCUUUAGGAUCUAUUAUUUGCAGGUUGUGGUACACACCAAUGACUGUGACAACUAUGUGGCAUUUUAUAAUGAGAUCUUCUUGAGUGUUACAGCCAUCAGCUGCUGUGAUUUGCUCCUCUUUGUUUUGGGGGGGAGCCAUUGGUUUAAGCAAAAGAUAAUUGACUUAUGGAACUGCCUUUUGUGUCAUUAACCACAAGCUCCAGUAUUCACCCAUUUAUACUGGAAAUGAAAAUGGACAUUUACUGUUUGACUAAAACUGUACUGGGAUCUAUGAAAUGUCAGAGUUCUGACCCCAGUACUUACUUUCCGCUACAGUUUCUGAAAAUGCCCAUACAAAGAACAGUGCCGUUGAAUCUGCCUGCAGUUGCAAUACUACAUCACUUUCCUAAAGAAUGCCUACUUGGCCCAGGCA
This is a messenger RNA of Ochotona curzoniae (black-lipped pika), 1312 nucleotides long. RefSeq names its product G protein-coupled receptor 141 (gene GPR141). The coding region runs from base 56 to 1090 and encodes 344 amino acids. The transcript is spliced from 2 exons. NCBI's taxonomy places the organism in Eukaryota, Metazoa, Chordata, Mammalia, Lagomorpha, Ochotonidae. Gene Ontology annotation, molecular function: oxysterol binding; G protein-coupled receptor activity. The record is from RefSeq and is a predicted model, not a curated record. Gene Ontology annotation, biological process: G protein-coupled receptor signaling pathway. Gene Ontology annotation, cellular component: membrane.